Messenger RNA from Pleurotus ostreatus (oyster mushroom), 1341 nucleotides. RefSeq names its product Rad2 nuclease. NCBI's taxonomy places the organism in Eukaryota, Fungi, Basidiomycota, Agaricomycetes, Agaricales, Pleurotaceae. The transcript is spliced from 2 exons. The record is from RefSeq and is a predicted model, not a curated record. The coding region runs from base 1 to 1341 and encodes 446 amino acids.
AUGGAAGAUAUCAAUCCCGCCUACAUCCCACGUGUUCUGAAGCAGAUAGACGUCAAUAGAAAAGCGAAGGGCAAGGCGAGGCGCGUUGAAACACCUACGAGCAAGCCCAAGACGCCCUCGAAGUCGGGGGGGAUUCUGAAUUUCUUCGGUUCGAAUGCAAUCAUACCACCUUCUGCAAAAGUAACCAAGACGCCUUCACUCCGGCCCACCCAGCAUAGUCCUAAGAAAAUGAUUGUUGGUCGGCAAAGCGGUAAACGAACAUUGGUCGAGGUCAUGGACCAAGACCUUUCGGCGAAGCGUGCGCGACGGGAACCUGUUCCCAAGUCCAAGAAAGCCAAUAACACUGACGAUAUGACCCUUUCCAAAUUCUUCGCUCCGCAAGCUGGCCCAUCGAGAAACCUACUAGACAAGGAGAACGUAUGCAUAGUGGUCGAGGAUUCAGACUGCGAAGAGAUUGACUCUCAAUGCGAUUUCUCAACUGUGGCGAAGGGCCAUGUUGAUGCAGAGAUGUACAUGUCGGUAUCGAAUGGAGUGGUAGACGACCCUGUUGAACAAGAGGAUGGCUAUAUCUCCCCUUCGCCAUCACGUUCGCACGAUUUCCCCGACCUGUCCUCUCCCGCGGGUCCUACAUCCCAGCGGAAGGACAGCGCUGACUUUGGGGUGGACCCCGUUUCGAGCCCGUUCUCUCCAUCGGCUCCCAAGCAGAAGAAGGCGAGGCGUCGGUCGUGGAGUUACGGGCCAAACGUGGAGACCCCAACGGCGGUACGAUUGAAACGCGUGUCCCGGCCUACGGAUGAUGGAGAUAACGAUGGUAUUGGAAUGCCCAAAGUGUUCCUGGGUCCCGACCUCAGGAGUGCAUUGUGCGGCGACGACAGCGAGAUAGACGGGUUCGACGAUGAUGAUGAGUCUGAAUGUUUUGGAGGCGAAGCUGACACCUCUGGCUCGACGUCGCCGCCUAGCCCUUCCCCUCCAACACCAAUCGAUUCCUCUCAGGUAGUUUUAAAUGUUCGCGUCAGGGACGUUUCACUGGUGCUUGGCGCAGACGAUAUCUGUGACAAUCUUGAUGAAGAUGCAUUGGAGGCCAAAGCUCGGCGCGAACGCGUUGAGGUGGUAGCACAGGGGUGGAAAGAGCGAUGGUCAUUUGCGGGGAAGGCCGGUCUUCGGCGGUCGGAAACAAAUGUUACGCCGAUGGGAAGGCAUACUCCGCUGGUGGAUCGCAGUGACAGGAGGAAGGGAGGUUUGGGGCGACAUCUUGCCAGUGCAAAACCUAUUCCGGCCUUGGGAUUAAAGCAGAGGCAGCGAAGAAGUUUGACUUUUGUCAAGCAAGGCGAAGAGCACUAG